Messenger RNA from Schistocerca piceifrons (Central American locust), 1201 nucleotides. RefSeq names its product 39S ribosomal protein L12, mitochondrial (gene mRpL12). NCBI's taxonomy places the organism in Eukaryota, Metazoa, Arthropoda, Insecta, Orthoptera, Acrididae. Gene Ontology annotation, cellular component: mitochondrial large ribosomal subunit; ribosome. The transcript is spliced from 5 exons. Gene Ontology annotation, molecular function: structural constituent of ribosome. Bases 128 to 685 code for a protein of 185 amino acids. The record is from RefSeq and is a predicted model, not a curated record. Gene Ontology annotation, biological process: translation; mitochondrial transcription.
CAUUCGAUAGUCUUCACUCUUCAGUCGAUAUUACAUAUGGCUGUAGGGUGUUAGUUUGUUUUCGUUGAAAGUGCCGGUGCACAGAAAAGAAUAACUUUAUACUAAUUUUACUGUUAAUUUUGAAGGGAUGCAGAGUGGAAAAAUAUUUUUUCGAGGCACAAUCAGGCACUGGCGAUGCUUUUCAAGACGGAGUGUUAUCUAUCAGGCUUCACAACCUGAAGUACAUGUUGAGGGGAAGAUAGUUCCUCCACAUUCAGAAGGUGCUGCAAAACCACUUUCACCAAAAAUUGAGGAACUCGUUACAUCAAUAUCAAGACUUAAUUUACUAGAAGUUGCUGAAUUGAGUGAAGCUCUAAAAAAGCGACUAAAUUUACCUGAUGCACCACUUAUGCCUGUUGGGGCAGUUGGUGCAUAUCCUGGAGCUUCACAAGCAGAGGAUGAUGAAUCUAUGGCAGCAAAAACAGUAAAGACAAGUUUUACUGUCAAACUUUUACAGUUUGAUGAAAAACAGAAAGUUGCUCUCAUCAAAGAAGUUAAGAACUUACUUGAAGGAAUGAACUUAGUUCAGGCUAAAAAGUUUGUUGAGAGUGCUCCAGUUGUUGUAAAAGCAGACAUUGCGAAGGAUGAAGCAGACAAAUUGAAAGAAGCUUUAUCAAAAGUAGGGGCUACAUGUGAAAUAAGUUAGCUAUAUUUCUUGUUUGGGGAGAAAUGCUCCAGAUAUCCCACCAGAAGGAGAGUCUUCAGGAACAUGAAGCAAGUAGUGUUAUCUAUAUGCACAAACAUUCUAAUUUUUUUUAUGUAGUACGUCAUGCAAAGCAUUUAUGUAACUCUACAGUGAACAUUAUCAACUGUGGGUGGGAAUUUGUCUUGCUCAAUAGACACUAGACAUAUUGAACUGUCCUGUUGUCACGGCAAGAGUAAGCAAAUGAACAAAGUAGUAGUGCAAGAACUACUCUUAAGGACUGCAGCUACCACGCACAGAAAUUGUGGCUUUGUGUAUGCAUUUUCGAACAGCAGCGUUUUUGGUUGAUCUGCAAACAGCAGCGAUUUUGGUUGAUCUGCUGGAACAUUUGUGUAGGUUAGUUGUCAGUACUGUUUAUUUACAAAAAUAAUUGAGAUGGAAGCAAACCCAGUUUGAAUCAUGUUAAGAAACAAUUGCAUUUUAUUAUUUUUCAUUAAAUAAAGUUUUAUCUACUCAGAA